Ananas comosus (pineapple) is the source of this 2011-nucleotide messenger RNA. RefSeq names its product rust resistance kinase Lr10-like. Lineage: Eukaryota; Viridiplantae; Streptophyta; Magnoliopsida; Poales; Bromeliaceae. The record is from RefSeq and is a predicted model, not a curated record. The transcript is spliced from 3 exons. Gene Ontology annotation, biological process: protein phosphorylation. Gene Ontology annotation, molecular function: protein kinase activity; polysaccharide binding; ATP binding. The coding region runs from base 1 to 2007 and encodes 668 amino acids.
AUGGUGAGGAAGGCUUCGGCACAUCCUCUUUUCAGCACCACACCACUCACAUACCUUCUGCUAUUCGAUAUUAGCGUAUUAGCUUCUGCGGAAUCGUUGUAUUAUAAGAAGCAACCAAGGUGCUCUCCUUUCUCCUGCGGAUCUCUGCAAGGCAUCCAUUAUCCGUUCCGCUCGGAAAGCGACCCCCCCGAAUGCGGUGAUCCUCGGUACCAGCUUGCCUGCGAGGAUGGUAACAAGACUGUCUGGGAUAUCCACCGACCUGGGACGUACUACUACGUUCCCGAUAUCACUGAUGACGAUUUCACAGUUGUCGAUGCCAACUUGGCUAACGGCAGCUGCAGUCUUCCCUUGCAGUCUCUUUCCCGCUCCGCCGUCGAGAACAUAGGAUUCAAUGCAAAUGAUUUUACGUGGGCUACCUUCGUGAGCUGUACAAGAACAAUCAAAAACAAUAUAUACAACUUUGUUCCUUGUUUGAGCAAGACCGAUGCAUUUGUGUACGUUAUACUUUCAAAGGGCGCGCUUCAGCUGGACUACGCGGAGCCUUUCUGUAGCUUUGUAGCUAUGACUCCGAUUACGUCUGAUUAUGNUGAAAACAUUGUCGCGCCGGAGCAUCCCACAACAGAUGUCUUUCAGCUCCUGAAGCUUGGAUUUUCUGUUCCGAUUUACGCAAGUCUUCCGAUGUCUCAAGCCAUUCGUGAUUGUGUAAAAGAAGCUGCAACGAGCUUAUGGAAGAAUACAUACGGAGCUGGGAUUCUCUCUCUGAGAUUCUCCUUUGCUCACAGUGAAGAGACUUUGAUAGCAUGUAUGUGGAACAAUUACAAUCCCCCUUCACAAUGGGUUCAAGCUCGCUUGUGGGCAGUAGGGUGUAUUCUACUUGGUUUGACAGGUCUCUCAAUUCUCGGCAGAUUUGUUAUUGCGCCAUUGGCAAUAUUCCUCUUCUUGGCGCACAAGUUGUGGAGAGAAAAGAAAUCAGUGGACGCCGUCGAGAAGUUCCUACGAAACCAGAGGGCGCUCGUGCCGAGGAGGUACGCAUAUACCGACCUCAUUGCGAUCACGAGCCACUUCAGAGAAAAGCUCGGCCAAGGAGGAUUUGGUUCUGUAUCCAAAGGUGUUCUCCCCGGCGGCGUUCUUGUGGCAGUGAAGAUGUUGUUAAGCAAUUCUAGAUGCAAUGGGGAAGAGUUCAUCAACGAGGUCUCUACCAUCGGUAGGAUCCACCACGUCAAUGUGAUAAAGCUCAUCGGGUUCUGCUCCGAGGGAUCGAAGAGAGCCCUCGUCUAUGAGUACAUGCCUCAAGGCUCGCUCGACAAGCAUAUCUUCACUUCCAAUGGAGUCGCUGGUCGACGAGCAUUCACAUGGGACAAACUCAAUGACAUAGCCUUGGGAAUCGCCCGUGGCAUCAACUACUUGCACCAGGGAUGCGAUAAGAGGAUUUUGCACUUCGACAUCAAGCCACAGAAUAUCCUCUUAGACCGUAACUUCACUCCAAAGGUUGCGGAUUUUGGACUAGCAAAAUUGUAUCCAAAGGACACCAGCCUCGUGUCGAUGAGUACUACUAGAGGAACAACAGGAUACAUAGCACCUGAAUUGAUUUCCAGGAGCUUCGGGAUCAUAUCUCACAAGUCUGACGUCUACAGCUUUGGAAUGCUACUGAUGGAGAUGGCAGGAGGAAGGAGGAAUGCUGACCCUCGAGCUGAGAAUUCAAGCCAGGCCUAUUAUCCUUCAUGGAUAUACGAUCGAUUAACCCAACCUGAAAUAAGUGAAAUAAGCACCACUUUUGAUAUUUCCGAGGGGGAGCGAAAGUUGUGCAUUGUUGGAUUGUGGUGUAUUCAGGUAAGACCAUCGGCUCGGCCUGCCAUGAGCAAAGUUAUAGAAAUGCUAGAAGCAGAUGUUGGAACCCUUGAAAUGCCGCCGAAGCCUUUCUUCUCUUCAGAAGAGCCGAUCCCUGCCAUUAGCAUAAGUUGCUUGGGUUCUUCUUCAGAGCUCCCUGCCAUCUCCGAAGAUGAGUGAUGAA